AUGGCACGCAACCAACGCAUUGCCUACAUCUCCGACGUAGGCGCAUUCGGGCUGAAACCACUCUUUAUUACCGGUGCCGUCAUCACCACAGUCUUCCUCGAUCUGGCAUUCGUGUCCGAGCGGUGGCUCCGGCACUUCGGCCGCCUGGCACCCAACACCUCACGCGUCCAAUCGGCCCUGUCGGCGAUUAGUAUAUUCUUCGCUAUUGCGGGUACCUGCGGUCUCAUUCUCCUCUCCAUCUUCGACACGUACCAUCACUCGCGCGUUCACAACGGCUGCCUCUUCAUCUUCCUUGCUGGUUACAUCAUCUCGGCCAUCUUCCUGUGCGCAGAGUAUCAACGUCUCGGCAUACACUACCGCCAGCAUCGUGUGUUGCGGUUGUCCUUCUGGAUUAAAUUAGCUUUCAUCUUCGUCGAGGUUGCAUUGGCUAUCGUCUUCGCCGUCACAUCUUGGAGAGAUCAAGAAGACGUUGCCGCUAUCUUCGAAUGGAUCGUCGCUCUGAUAUUCACGUUUUAUGUGCUUUCAUUCUUGCUGGAUCUAUGGCCCUCGGUGCGCUCAAGGCAUCAUGUCCCUCAAGGCUGGCAGGAGAGGGAAGCCCAGCUGGAGAAGGAGGCACAAAGAAAUGGGGGGCUGCCACCUCUUGAUCAGGGACCUGCACCCAUCACAUCCGAGCCCAACCAAGGAACAUAUCAAAACCAGGAGGGUGAGCUGUACUACGAUCGUGUUACGGGACAGUAUCGGGGUACCAACAUGACUGCUGGUCAAGGCGCACAUCAUCAAGCGGCAAAUUCGACACAUCGGCCCGACCACAGCGACCUCGGCCGUCAGAAGAAGUCGGGCAUCGGAAGAACGAGGUUCUAA
Molecule: messenger RNA, 861 nt
Organism: Cladophialophora yegresii CBS 114405
Lineage: Eukaryota; Fungi; Ascomycota; Eurotiomycetes; Chaetothyriales; Herpotrichiellaceae
Exons: 1
Coding region: 1-861 (286 amino acids)
Cellular component (GO): plasma membrane
Source: RefSeq, a predicted model, not a curated record